This is a messenger RNA of Acanthoscelides obtectus, 266 nucleotides long. NCBI's taxonomy places the organism in Eukaryota, Metazoa, Arthropoda, Insecta, Coleoptera, Chrysomelidae. The record is from the annotation of a GenBank genome assembly.
AAGGCCUAAGCACCUAUUGGGUACCGUGGGGCUAUGGGGGAUACACGGACUCUGGCGAGGGAACACGUGUGCAUGCAACAUUCUGGCUCCGGCUAUGAUAACCGCCGGGUGGUACCUCCGCGUUCGACAGUCAGAGACCAUCUACCACCUACGGACAAUCACAACAUCCAUAGCCAAGAGAAAAAAUUCUCCUGGGACAGGACUCGAACCCAGUAGUAGACUGUUCGGUCAGUCUACUACUGCGGCCACCGCUGCUGCCUAUAGUA